AUGUCCGAGGCGCUGGCCGCGGGCGAGAUCAUGGCCCCGCGCUCGCGCAAGGGCUUCAUGAAGCUCUUCCGCAAGUAUUGCUCCAACAAGAAGAGCCCGAUCGACUGGAAGUCGGUGUCGCCGCCGACCGACACGAUGGUCACCAACAGCGCGACGGUCGAAGUGUGCCCGAACGACGCGAGCCUGAAGCACGAGCUUCUCGACAAGCUCGUCAUCCUGAAGCUCAACGGUGGUCUCGGCACGACCAUGGGCUGCCAAGGCCCCAAGAGCGCUAUCGAAGUGCGCCAAGACCUCUCGUUUUUGGAUCUCACCGUGCGGCAAGUCGAGUACCUCAACAGCCUCUACGGCGUCGACGUGCCGCUCGUGCUCAUGAACUCGUUCAACACGCACGACGAGACGGUCCGCAUCAUCCGCAAGUACCGCAUGCACAACCUGAGCAUCCACACGUUCAACCAGAGCUCGUACCCGUUUGUCGUCAAAGAGUCGGCCGUACCGCUGCCGUCGGCCAAGUACGACAAGGCGACGCAGGAGAAAUGGUACCCACCGGGCCACGGGGAUGUCUACAACGCGCUCUUCGAGUCUGGGUUGCUGGAAAACCUCAUCAACCAGGGCAAGGAGUACAUUUUCAUUUCCAACGUCGACAACCUUGGCGCGACCGUGAACCUCGACAUUUUGUACCACAUGAUCAACGUCGAUUCCGAGUUCAUGAUGGAGGUGACGGACAAGACGCGGGCCGAUGUCCAAGGUGGCACGCUCGUCACGUACAAGGGCAAGCCGCACUUGCUCGAAGUCAACCAAGUGCCCACGGAGCACCUCGAGGAGUUUCGCUCGCUCCACAAAUUUACCAAGUUCAACACCAACAACCUCUGGGUCAAUCUGCGCGCGAUCCAGCGCAUGGUCGCGCAGGACGUCAUCGACAUCAACCCGAUUGUGAGCUACCGCACAGUGCGCAACCACAAGGUCGUGCAGCUCGAGACGGCUGCCGGUGGUGCGAUUCAGUUUUUCAAAAAUUUCAUCGGCAUCCAAGUCCCUCGACUGCGCUUCUUGCCCGUCAAGUCGUCCUCCGACUUGUUCCUUGUUCAGUCCAACUUGUACCAGAUCAAGCACGGCAGUCUGCUCAUGAACCCGAGCCGGGGGCUUCCGACGAUCCCGAUCGUCAAGCUCGGCCGCGAGUUCCAGACGGCGCAGCAGUACGCCGAGCGUCUGGAGCGUGGCAUCCCCAACAUUCUCGAGCUCGACCACCUCACGGUCGCCGGCGAUGUCAAGUUUGGCAGCGAUAUUACGCUGAAGGGCACAGUCAUCUUGGUGGCCAACGAAGGGUGCAAGAUCGACCUCCCCGACGGCACGAUCCUCGAAGACAAGGUCGUGACAGGCAACCUCCGCAUUCUCGACCAUUAA
This is a messenger RNA of Saprolegnia parasitica CBS 223.65, 1398 nucleotides long. RefSeq lists its product as hypothetical. Gene Ontology annotation, cellular component: cytoplasm. The record is from RefSeq and is a predicted model, not a curated record. The coding region runs from base 1 to 1398 and encodes 465 amino acids. Gene Ontology annotation, biological process: UDP-alpha-D-glucose metabolic process; glycogen metabolic process. NCBI's taxonomy places the organism in Eukaryota, Oomycota, Saprolegniomycetes, Saprolegniales, Saprolegniaceae. The transcript has 10 exons. Gene Ontology annotation, molecular function: UTP:glucose-1-phosphate uridylyltransferase activity.